AUGGAGAUCACUGAGAAGAGAGAGUUGUUGAAGGAGGAGCAUGGGAGGGGAGAGGAUACAUGGCGUCCUGUGGAGCUGGAGAUGGUGUCUCUGGAGCGGCUAGAGGAGGUGGAGGAAGAGGAGGGUGUUUGUCUAACUGAACCCAUGGACUGUAGUAAGUCUCCAGAGCCAACAGAUGGAGUCAUGGACUCCACACCUAGAAGAGCCCUGCUCACCUCCACUUGUUCCUCCUCUUUACAGACCAAUGGCUGGCGACUCCCCAUCUCCAACAGACUGCCCUCCUUGCCUGCUCUGCCACGACUGGAUAACAACAACGGCUCUGCCCUUGUAAUUUGCCAGCAGGUGCAGUGGGGUGGAGGAGGCCGUGCUAAUGGUUACAGUGGAGCCCAGGUCCAGUCCUCUGACCCUAGUGGCCACUCUGAGCAGGAUGAGGUCAUUUCCUGUCCAGGCUGCUGUCUUGUAGGUCUGAGUUUACCUUCUGUGUGCCUCCGCGGUUCAGCUGCUGUGCCUGGCCCCCGCCGAAGGGCUUCGUUACCCCGGCAGCGACCCUACCGGAACCUCAACGCUACUAUAACUGGUGGCAGCGCUUCCUCGUCAACAACGGCCGCCACAGCAACCAAAGCUCUACUGUAUCGCAGCACAAAUUAA
Molecule: messenger RNA, 648 nt
Organism: Anoplopoma fimbria (sablefish)
Lineage: Eukaryota; Metazoa; Chordata; Actinopteri; Perciformes; Anoplopomatidae
Exons: 1
Coding region: 1-648 (215 amino acids)
Source: RefSeq, a predicted model, not a curated record